AUGGCAUCCAUUGCGUCAACAAUAUCAACUACAAUCGAUAAUAUUAUUCAACGAGCAAAUGAAGUACAAGUGUGUCAGGAUCAUAUGAAAUCAAUAACAACUAAUUUAACUCGUCUUCAACAUCGUUUUAAUCAUAGAUUUACAGUAUUAGACGAAAAUUAUUCACACGAAGAUCUUACAGAAAUACUAAAAGUCAUCGAUGAAGUUAUUAAGAGUUGUCAUGAAAAUGAAAAUCAUCUUAAUGGAUUAACUUAUAGAGAUCUUGAAUCUGUACUACUUCGUCUUCAAUGUCGAUUAGCUCAAUACGAAGCUAAUCUAACAGAUGACUACGAAACGAGAGUACAAAUACUAUCUAAUGCUUUUCAAGACCAACAACUCUGUAAUCAGAAAUCCUUUGAUGAGACAAUGAGACGAGGAUUAGACACAAUUGAACAACAAACAAUGGCAAAUACAAUAGAAAAACUUCGUCUCUUACGUGAAAAAUAUUCCAAAACGAUCGAAUCCUAUCUUCGCACUUGUGUCGAACUACAUCGAGGUGAAUCUAUUCCUGGUCUCACUGGUCAAAUUGUUGCCAAAGUUGCCAAUAUUUUCUAUCAAAUCUCUGAUGAUGAACAAAUGAUAUUAGAACGUAAAUGGCGAUCAUAUAAACUUCCUCUCACACGUACAUUUAUCCAAUUUAAAGCGGAUAAAUCGACAUCAUUCGAAAGAAAUGAGUCGCGACGAUUGUGUAUGGAAGAUGAAGACAAAAUGUUACAGAAUGCAUACAGUCGAAAAAAACCAUCGAAAGCAAUAUGGGAACGAUUAGUGUCAGAUCCCUACAUGAUGUCAAUAGCUCGAAUAAAUUAUUGUUCGCAAGAAGACAAUAUUUCUGAGAAAAAUAUUAUUCGAACUAAACGUUGGAUUGCUAUUUUGGGUGAUCCAGGAAGUGGAAAAACAAGUUUUGUUCGAUGGCUUGUUCAUCAUCUUGCUCAAACUCUUCUUCUUAAUCAACAGCAUUCAACUGAUUAUGGUCCUAUUCGUAUACCAAUUCUAAUUCGUAUUAGUGAAUUUGCCGAAAUAUUGAAAGAACAACCAUCAUUAACUUUAUUUGAAUAA
This is a messenger RNA of Rotaria sp. Silwood2, 1095 nucleotides long. Lineage: Eukaryota; Metazoa; Rotifera; Eurotatoria; Philodinida; Philodinidae. The record is from the annotation of a GenBank genome assembly.